Messenger RNA from Dracunculus medinensis (Guinea worm), 912 nucleotides. NCBI's taxonomy places the organism in Eukaryota, Metazoa, Nematoda, Chromadorea, Rhabditida, Dracunculidae. The record is from the annotation of a GenBank genome assembly.
AUGACCGUAAUUUCGCAUAUAUUUCUUCCAUCUCGCCCAUCUCGCAUCUAUCUCACAUCCUUUUUGGUUGUAGGCAGUAUGACGAUAUUUAGUUGUUUGAUGGUUGCUAGUAUCCUUUUACGCGAUAUCAAUAUGUUACAUGAUGAUUUCAUGCGAGACAUGGAUGAGUUUAAGUUGUUAAUGGCUGAUAGUUGGAAAGAGAUGUUAGCAAUUCAGACCGCAAUGCCUUAUGCAAAAUCCGUUCCCUCAACUUAUAGGGAGAAACGUAAUUCGCCUUGUACUAGAACAAUUGGUUGCAAGUUGAAAUGUCUACCUGGUCCACCUGGUCCACCAGGACAGCGUGGUAGAAAAGGUGGGAAUGGUUUACCUGGCUUACCAGGUAAGCCUGGAAAGGAUGGAGAUCUGCUAGAUUCAGAUAAGAAACGAUGUAUACAAUGUAUUAGUGGCCCUCGCGGACCUCAAGGAAUUGAUGGAGCAGCUGGAAUGCGCGGCUCUGAUGGUCAACCAGGGAAACAAGGCUUACCAGGAAAAGAUGGGAUCAUUGGCAAGCAAGGAGAACAAGGAGAUUUGGGACCUACUGGUCUACCGGGAAAGAAAGGAUUGAGAGGAGUGCUUGGCGACAAUGCAAAAAAGAACAAAAAUGCUCGUGGAGGUAAAGGAAUACAGGGAGUACCAGGACCUACUGGUGAUCCUGGCGCAAAUGGACCACCGGGAUGGGCUGGAAAACAAGGAUCACAGGGAACGAUUGGAGCGAAUGGACAACCAGGAAAAAAGGGUCGUGAUGGAGUUGCUGGUUUUGCUGGCAAUGAAGGUAUCCCUGGAGUUGAUGCUGCUUAUUGCCAAUGCCCAAAAAGAAACAAAUUUCUCACUCAUACAAGGAAACCCAGAAAGCUUCGGCUUGUCCUAACCUAA